GAACACACUUAAAGUUUUAUAGUUUUAUUUGGCUUCAAAAAAAACUAACAACACAGAGCGUAUAAGUAUAGCAGAGAAUAAAGAUGGGUCAAUCACAGUCGCAGGGUCCUCUCAUGGAAGUACAGAAGGAACUGGAAGUUUGCGAAUCCUGCUCGAUCAAAGAUCCGCAGUUUAAUAAGUAUGAUAAAGGAGGUAUCGAGGAAUGCGAGAUAUGCACAAGACCUUUUGUUUAUCUGUUUUGGCAUGUGGAGGGGUUUCCACCAUAUAAGGGAACACGCAUUUGUCGCUCAUGUAGCAAGCUGCGUAAAGUUUGUCAAUGCUGCCUCGUUCAAUUUCACGAUCCUGAAGCUAAGCCAGUGUUUCAUUCGUUUUGUACAUCCAAGUAAAUGUCUAAGUUAUGAAGCUGCCACCUGAUUUGUUUACUUUGACGGGACUAUUCUCGUUUUACUUAGAUUUGCUUACUGAUAAUUUUCACAAUUAACUUGAUCAUAUUUUUUUUUUUUUAAAGAUAGAUACGAUGAAGUUUCAUUUUCGACCAAAACCUUUCACAAGUCAACCCGAUUUUAGGGAUUAAACCUUUGAUUUUGAGGUCUCAUUUCCACAAGACUAAGCUUAAUUAGAUUGAUUGUACUUGAAAUAAUGAUCAAUUAUAUGUUAAGGUGUUUUUAACUUUGUUUUAGAAAAAACAAGGGAAAGUGUUUCUAGCUUACUAUCAAGCUUUUGGAUUUCCUUCUUUCUCCCUUUGCUCUUUGAUGACGAAAUAAAUAUGAAUGCAGGAAAGAGAAAGAUGAUAGCAUUAAAAAUGA
Beta vulgaris subsp. vulgaris (sugar beet) is the source of this 806-nucleotide messenger RNA. RefSeq names its product pre-mRNA-splicing factor slt11. Lineage: Eukaryota; Viridiplantae; Streptophyta; Magnoliopsida; Caryophyllales; Amaranthaceae. Bases 84 to 386 code for a protein of 100 amino acids. The record is from RefSeq and is a predicted model, not a curated record. The transcript is spliced from 2 exons.